GGCGGGCCUGCCGGAGGAGACAGACCUCGACCCUGGCGUGGGAGUUCUGACCUCGGGUUUUCCGGUUUCGCCUGCGACCGAGAGCUGUUGAGGCGCUGCGGCCCAGCUCGCGGUAGCGGCCCUCGGGGCGUCCGGCCCUGUGGGGUGAAUUUCUGGCUGCCAUGGCCGCCGCCGGCUUGCGCGCCUUCGGGACAAAGGGACCCGGCUGGCUCCGGCGAAGCCCCUGGGCUCCGCUCUCCGCCGGCUUCUGCAGCAGGGGUCCGGCCGGGGCCGGACGGCCGGAGCUCGGGCCGCGACUCACCAGCGCGCGGCAGCGGGACGGCAUCAGGAACAUUGUCCUGAGUGAUCCGAAGAAGAGGAACGCGCUGUCAUUAGCCAUGCUGAAAUCUCUGCAAAGUGACAUUCUUCACGAGGCUGAAAGCAGAGAUCUGAAAGUCAUCAUCAUUUCAGCUGAGGGGCCCGUAUUUUCUUCUGGGCAUGAUUUAAAGGAACUGACAGAUGAGCGAAGCCCAGAUUAUCAUGCCGAAGUAUUUCAGACCUGUUCUGAGGUCAUGAUGCUGAUCCAGAACCACCCGGUCCCCGUCAUCGCCAUGGUGAACGGCUUGGCCACCGCGGCCGGCUGCCAGCUGGUCGCCAGCUGCGACAUCGCCGUAGCGAGCGACACGUCCUCUUUCGCCACUCCGGGGGUGAACCUCGGGCUCUUCUGCUCCACGCCGGCGGUGGCCUUGGGGAGAGCGGUGCCGAGAAAGGUUGCCUUAGAAAUGCUUUUCACCGGGGAGCCCAUUUCCGCCCAGGAGGCCUUGCGGCACGGGCUGCUCAGCAGAGUCGUGCCAGAGGAGCAACUGGAGGAGGAGACCAUGAGGAUCGCAGGCAAGAUUGCCUCCUUGAGCCGUCCAGUGGUGGCUUUGGGCAAGGCCACCUUCUACAGGCAGCUGCCCCAGGACCUUCGAACGGCCUACCACCUCACCUCCCAGACCAUGGUGGACAACGUGGCCCUGAAGGAUGGGCAGGAGGGAAUCAAGGCCUUCAUCCAGAAGAGAAAACCCAUCUGGUCGCAGUGAGUGGUCUCACCAGAGACGUGCAGGAAGAGGGGGCCCCACCCCCACUUCUGACGCCCAAACACCACUGCUUCCUCGUGACUGUCGAAGGCAGCCUGCUGUGUAACAGUAGACAUGGCUUCAGUGUACGUGGUCUGUAGGAAAGGCCAUGAUCCCCUGGGGAGAGGAGGAGGUGGGGAGUCCAAUCAAGUGGAAGGACGGCCAGCCUGUGCCGGCUAGCUGGGGGCACUGGUGGGGAGCCUGGCCCUUGAGAUGUUCCUUCAAGGACCGUAAGUGGGGGACCGCCUGACAUGGGAGAAGGUGAGGAUACAGGAGGAUGCCAACCAAGCUCUGCCUCCAGAAAUGUGCCCUGAGGUGGAGGUAGUUCUGGCUGCCCACGAGCAGCCACACAUUUCGAAUCUCCACAAGAUGUUCUCCACACUGAAAAUCUCCUCGAUUGUGCUUCUCAACAGAAAUGGCUUUUGGACUAAUCUUCUAUGAUUUAAAAAGAUUAAAUAUUGAGAGGGACUGGUAAUCUUAGCUUUCCCCAGCCAGGCUGCAAGCUGUCCAAGAAAAGAAGAGAAAACCAAGGACCCCUUUUCUUCGUAAGCCCGCACUCGGGGGUGCACACCAGGUGCCUGAUGGUUCUGUAAUGGAUGUCCUGGCCGUCCGAGAUCCCGACACCAGGACCCUGCGCUAAACCCGAGGCUGAAAACAUCAGGCAGAGGUGGGAGGGACACAGGACACGUGUUCUACCCACUGCACACCACCGGUUCUGCUCAGCCUCGGGGAGGUGCUACAAACCAGCACCAGGCAUCUGAGCUCCCCAGCUGAGCGAGCGCGUGCAUCAGGACCUAAACCUGUUCCUCUCUGGCUUUGGGUCCAACCUGGCCCAAGACACAUCCCAAAUCUCUUGUCCUCAAGCUUUCACGUAGGGCUUAUUAUUUUCUUUUAAGCCAGUUUUUCUUCCCUUGGAGUAGAAUGUGGCCAUAAAUGUGGUCAGUACCAAGGCUGAGAUGGAGAAGCAUGGGGCUCUACCCUGGGGCUCGCAUGCAUUGCAAUGGAUGUCCCCAGUGUUUCCACAGGUUUCUACUGAGAUUGACAAUUUUUUGCUUUGUCUGAGUUUAGAGAGGUUUAAAAAAAAAAGGGGGGGGUGUUUUCUUGGAAAGGAGGAACUUGUUACUAAGAUGCUCGUCAUGCCCAGAGGUCAUCAGAGCUGGGCACCUGGGACGUGGCAGGUACCCUCUGUAUGUUCUCGCUUCAUCCUCCCCAGACCCCGUGGAGCAGGUGCUAGGGCAAUCUGCAUCCUGCAGGUCAGUCGUUGAGACCCACUCUGUGCUAGGUCCAACAGCUGCCCCUGGGUAGAGUGAGGGUUCCAAACUCCGCCUGAAAAAGCAGUGGGUGCGCCUUCCCCUGGCCACGCGGCCUCAUGGCGAGAUCCUGGGUGGGCGUGAGGCCAGCCCCAAAGACGUGACUCCCCUGCUCCGUGCAGCAUUCCAGAACGAAGGAACGGACCCCAUACUCCUUGCUGCACAACUCUGCCAGUGCGCAGGGGACAUCGGAUUUGAUCGUCGGCAGAGCACGGACAGAAUUUUUACUGCGCAGCCAAUAAUGAGCUGGCUGCAGACCUAGGCUAGAUUGGGGAGGACGGGGGGCUAGAUGGGCUGUCAUCAUCCGCUCAGAAACAGUGCUGCCCGUGGGGCCCCUGCUGUAUCUUCCUGCCCAGGUGGCCUUGAUAGCUGGGGAGAGGGUGUCACAAAGGCCCCUGGGUUUUGGAGAAAGUGACAAAGCCCUCUCACACACACACAUUUGGCAAAGGAAAAUCAAAUGGCAACUUUCCAGUUUCUGUAUGAGCAUGCACUAGCCCCUGAAACCAUGAAGUCCUCGGGGCCCUGGGCUGGCUUCCCAGCCCGUGAGCUGACUCACACUCAGGGACUAGCUGUAAAUCUUGACCCUCGCCUGGGGAGCAAAUAAUACAGAAGGAAAACUUGCUACCCACCCUCUGAUGUCAUAGGAUUCAUCCCCAGGCAAAUAUACAUUUGGGGUUAAUUUGUAUCCAUGCUUCCCUCCGCUGGGUUAUGCAAUGAAAUUUUUCUGACAACCACACAUGAUGAUUGCUUUUGGAAAGCCUGGUAUAUUCUCGUCUUUCUGUCUGCACCAUUUACUUCUCAGGGAGCUCCGCUGAGCUCAGCCCUGCAGGCGCCAGGAAGUCAGGGAACCGGGUCCCCACGCCCGCGCGCUGUGUGAGAGAGCAUUCCCCAAGGCUGGCUUGAGCCCUGCGGAAUACCAGCAAAUGGAGGGAUACCAGCUCCCCAACUAACUUCACACCAGUGAAUUUGGGGGUAGUUGCCAUUCGGGAACCAGGGUUGAUUUAAGGAGCCGAAUUCCUGAAGUGGCUCUUAGUACCCUCCCUGGUGUAUAGGAGACUCAGAGAAGUGACGGCACUUGCCGCGGUCAAGCCACGAUGUGGGUUCGGAUCUGCAGGGUCCUGAAGUCUGUGCUCCUGACCACCGUGCCAUGUUCCUGCCGACAUGCCGAAAAGAUCGUUGUUCCAACCCUGGAGAGACUAUGGAUGCACUAAAAGGAAACCAGUCAGAAAUGCCACAGCCAAGGCCACACAGUUUUGCUUACCGAAGGAGAUUCGGGAAAAGCAGGAUUUGAACACGGAGAACGCCGCGUCCCGGUGCCAGGUUUACGGUGUGGCCUCAGGCGGGUCAUGAGCGCAGUUGUCCUGUCCAUAAGCGUGAUGCCAUUGGACUCUCGUCCUCCUCGUUGCGACAUUCUGGGCUCUACAAUACUGGGAUUUGGGAACUUGCCACGGAACUUGAAACAGGUAGCUUUUGCUCAAGGAAAUGUUCUACAAACGGAGAAGGGCGCUUUGCCCCAGAAGUAGUAAACAUGGGCAACACCUGAGCGCAUUCGAGAACGACAAAUCCAUCACAGGUGCUCACAGCCUCGGGCCCACACCUGCACCUUUUGAAGAUGUCCUCCACUAGGAAGCCGUGACCUGAGGCACAUCUCUCUCCAAACGGGCAGUUACCCUUCGUUUUGUCCAAUGCAUUCAUUAUUCAGCCAGCAAACCAGCCCCCUUCCCCACCCCCGCCACCACCUUUCCUUUCCUUCCUCUGAAAACACACCGCACUGAGAGUAGCGUUUCCAAAGUGUGGCCCCUGGGUGACCUGGAUCUUCACAUGCAGAUCCCUGGGCUCCUCACCAGACCUACUGAAUCACAAAUUCAGACUUCCAAGGCCUAAAAAUAUGCAUUAAAAAAAAAAAAAAGGUCUCCCAGUAAUUCUGCUGAGCACAAAAAUGUGUGAACUGCUGCAUGGGUGGAAGUGACCCAUCUCUUUUCAGCUGCGUCCGUAUUUUAACAGUUGAGCCCGUGCAGCGUUUACGAUGAAGUUGUGGGCAGUCACCACUGACUCGGAGAGGAACGUGAUGAAGUUUGAGCUCUUCCAGGAGCCUCUGGAAACCUCCACUCGGGCAGAUUUUAGGGGCUUCAAAGGCCCCAGGUGCUCGUGCCUCUGCAAGCCCCACCCCAUAUCACACUAAACAGCAGAAUACACCUCUAUUCCACACUGAAUGUCAUUCUUCUAUUUAGGGGAAGGAGCCCCAUGAUUUGCUUUCUGAAUCAUUUUUAAACAUUUUAUUAACGAGUACAAUUUCUUGGCAAUCAGCGGGUAUUCGGGAGUUAAAUUCAACAUCAUCGAACUUGACAUGUUACAGUUAAUAAAAUAUUAAAUUUCGGUCUUGCAAGUGUUUUUCUUUUAUAUUGUGGAGCCCAAAGUUUAUUUUUUCAGGU
This is a messenger RNA of Zalophus californianus (California sea lion), 4839 nucleotides long. RefSeq names its product enoyl-CoA hydratase domain containing 3 (gene ECHDC3). The record is from RefSeq and is a predicted model, not a curated record. NCBI's taxonomy places the organism in Eukaryota, Metazoa, Chordata, Mammalia, Carnivora, Otariidae. Gene Ontology annotation, cellular component: mitochondrion. The transcript is spliced from 5 exons. Gene Ontology annotation, molecular function: hydro-lyase activity. The coding region runs from base 162 to 1061 and encodes 299 amino acids.